Molecule: messenger RNA, 601 nt
Organism: Octopus sinensis (East Asian common octopus)
Lineage: Eukaryota; Metazoa; Mollusca; Cephalopoda; Octopoda; Octopodidae
Product: enkurin-like
Exons: 3
Coding region: 13-558 (181 amino acids)
Cellular component (GO): acrosomal vesicle
Molecular function (GO): calmodulin binding
Source: RefSeq, a predicted model, not a curated record
CAAAGUUGGAAUAUGGGUUUUUAUGGUAACCAGACUGUCAUCAAAAGUGACGAAUACAUUAACGAUUUAUUACCAAAAGAAAUGGCACCUCAGCCACCAAAAAUAAAAUAUGUCUCGGGAUAUGCCAAACAGACGAGAGAAGAACUGAAGAGAAACAGAUAUCCCUACAAAACUAUGGGACCCCCCGAAGUAAGCCUGCCAUCCACAACCCAAUACCUACGGAAACACGCGAAUGAUUUUGACUACGGACAAGUGCCCAAGUAUCUCUACAACAGAAAACAAGAGGAGGAAGAACGAAAGGCAGGUGGGAUCAGGUCGGCUCAAAAUAAGGCCGAGGACAAUUCUCUACACACACUUUCCAGUCAUGAACAGAAAUCGAUAUUGAAAGGACUGACGGCAAAUUGGGAGGAGGUUUAUCGACAGUAUUUGGGACUGUCCGUGAUUAUUGACACAAUUCCUAAACGACUAAGGAAAGAAAGGCUGGAAAGUGAAAUGGAAUCACUGCAGAAAGACAUUGAGCUGUUUUCUCGUUAUAAAACAGUCUACAUUGCAGAUUGACAACUAAAACACUAAUAACACCAUUAACAUUCCACAACUCUAU